AUAUUUGUGGGUAGGGCAGAAAACAAAAGAAAAGACAGAAAUUGCACGUCAGACUUAGCAGUAGCUCGCUGGAGUGGUCUAAUUCCAUCGUAUAGAGAGAGAGAGGAUUACAGAGUUGAUAUCCUCUUCUCAUCCACACCUCUCUCUCUCUCUCUUAAAUCUUUUCUCCUUAUCUUGUUUUGAUUCAUAUGGUUCUUUUUAGUUGCAAAGAAACUAAACCUUGUUUGUUGGGGGUGAUGCCAAACUAAAGGAAGAAGAAAUCAGCAAGAGUAUAGGGAAUAGAAGUUUUUGAGGUUCAAACAACUACAAAAAGAAACUAGAUUUUUGCCUCUAUUCAUGUCUAUUUUCUUCACCUAGCUAGCUACUUUAGCCUUUUCUAGUUACGUUUGGUUUUGUCUUUAGAUCUAGCAUACACAUCCACUCAAUCUCUCCUUCUUUGUUCUAGUCUUAAGCAAAAAAGCCUUUGCUUCUGUAGCUAGCUAGCUAGAUGAUGAAUAUUCAUCAAAAGCAACAACAUGUUCAUAUAGUAGAGGAAAACAUGUCCAAUUUAACUUCUGCAUCUGGUGAAGCAAGUAUAUCAGCUUCUUCCAACAUGAAUGAUACUACUACUGGAGGCAUUUUCAUUCCCCAGAAUCAAAAUCCACACCACCAACAACAAAUCAAGAAAAAGAGAAACCAAGCAGGCAAUCCAGAUCCUGAAGCAGAAGUGAUAGCUUUGUCACCCAAGACACUACUGGCAACCAAUAGAUUCUUUUGUGAAAUCUGCAACAAAGGUUUUAAAAGAGAUCAGAAUCUGCAACUCCAUAGAAGAGGGCACAAUUUGCCGUGGAAGCUAAAGCAAAGAACAAAUAAGGAAGUGAUUAGAAAGAAGGUUUAUGUUUGUCCAGAGCGCAGCUGUGUGCACCAUGACGCAUCUAGGGCAUUAGGUGACUUAACUGGAAUCAAGAAACACUUUAGCAGAAAGCAUGGUGAGAAGAAGUGGAAAUGUGAGAAAUGUUCAAAGCGUUAUGCAGUUCAAUCUGACUGCAAAGCUCUCUCCAAAACCUGUGGCACUAGAGAAUACAGAUGUGAAUGUGGUACCCUUUUUUCAAGACGGGAUAGUUUCAUCACACACAGAGCUUUCUGCGAUACUUUAGCAGUGGAGAGUGCAAGAUCAGCAAUAACUGGAGGAAAUCCAAUAAUUAGUUUCCCAUCCCAAGCAGCUGGUAGUAGUUCAACAUCUCAUAUGAAUCAGCUCCAGUUUCAAACACCUCAGUAUUUUAACAGCCAUGAAUUCCCAGCUUCUGCGGCAUUUUCCAUGAAAAAGGAGCAGCCAAGUCAUGAUUUCAAUGUUCUAAGACAUUAUACUGAGAUUCCUCAAUGGCUAAUGACAUGCCAACCAUUUGUUGGAGCUGGUCCUGGCCCACCCUCAUCACCUGCUGGCUUUAGCUCAUCAGUAUUCCAAGCCACUAGGUUAGAUCAAGAAUACACGCAGAGCCACCAAGAUUUAACGUCAACUGAUUUCCAUGACAACCCAAACCCUAAUUUUGGAGG
Molecule: messenger RNA, 1533 nt
Organism: Nicotiana tabacum (common tobacco)
Lineage: Eukaryota; Viridiplantae; Streptophyta; Magnoliopsida; Solanales; Solanaceae
Source: RefSeq, a predicted model, not a curated record